This is a messenger RNA of Oxyura jamaicensis (ruddy duck), 3391 nucleotides long. It is a transcript of the gene SLC6A14, whose product is annotated as solute carrier family 6 member 14. Gene Ontology annotation, molecular function: L-proline transmembrane transporter activity. Gene Ontology annotation, cellular component: membrane. Lineage: Eukaryota; Metazoa; Chordata; Aves; Anseriformes; Anatidae. Gene Ontology annotation, biological process: sodium ion transmembrane transport. The transcript has 14 exons. The record is from RefSeq and is a predicted model, not a curated record. The coding region runs from base 85 to 2010 and encodes 641 amino acids.
CGGCAGGGGGGCGGGCGGCGGGCGGGAGGCGGCUCCGAUAAAGGGCCGGGAGGCAGGCGGCGCGGGCAGAGUGGAGCGGCAGCGAUGGGGAUGCUCAGCCUGCCGGGCUUCCUCUCUUGCGGGAAGAAGAAGAAGGACUUCAGUUUGUCAAACGAAAAAGAUGCCCACGCCAGUGACAGUGAUGAGAACUUGGAACGUGGCAACUGGUCGAACAAAGCUGACUACCUGCUCUCCAUGGUGGGCUAUGCUGUGGGCCUGGGCAACGUCUGGCGUUUUCCCUAUCUCACCUACCAGAACGGUGGAGGUGCUUUUCUAAUCCCAUAUACACUGAUGUUGGCAUUAGCUGGCUUGCCUUUAUUUUUCAUGGAAUGUUCCCUGGGGCAGUUUGCCAGUCUAGGGCCAAUUUCUGUCUGGAGAAUAUUACCAUUGUUUCAAGGUGUGGGCAUCACGAUGGUCAUCAUCUCAACGUUUGUGGCGAUCUACUAUAAUGUUAUCAUCGCUUAUGCACUCUACUACUUAUUUGCCUCAUUUCAAAAAGUGCUACCAUGGUCAGAUUGCUUUUCAUGGGCAGAUGAGUUCUGCAGCAAAACACGCCUAAUAAGUGACUGCAAUGCAACCUUAAAUGGAGAAAUCAUUCAUGCAAACUACUCAUUCAUCACAAGCAACAAUCUCACAUGUAUCAAUGACACCAUAAACUAUAAACCAGUGCAAUUUCCCAGUGAGCAGUACUGGAAUAAAGUGGCUCUUCAGCGCUCAAGUGGGCUGGACGAGACUGGUAACAUCGUGUGGUACCUGGCCCUCUGCCUCCUCCUGUCUUGGAUGAUUGUUGGAGCUGCACUGUUUAAAGGAAUAAAAUCUUCUGGAAAGGUUGUCUACUUUACUGCACUCUUCCCCUAUGUCAUCCUGCUCAUCUUACUGGUACGAGGUGCCACCCUGGAAGGUGCUCUGGAUGGCAUUGAAUACUACAUUGGGAAACAGUCCAACAUCACCAAGCUGAUGGAGGCAGAGGUUUGGAAAGAUGCAGCCACUCAGAUAUUCUACUCCUUGUCUGUGGCAUGGGGUGGGCUUGUUGCUUUGUCUUCGUACAAUAAGUUCCACAACAACUGCUACUCGGAUGCUAUUUUUGUUUGUGUAACAAACUGCCUCACCAGUGUGUUUGCUGGGUUUGCAAUUUUCUCCGUCUUGGGACAUAUGGCAUUUGUGUUGGACAGACCUGUCUCAGAGGUUGUAGAUUCAGGUUUUGAUCUGGCAUUUGUAGCCUACCCAGAGGCUCUCUCCAAGUUACCAGUUUCUCCUCUUUGGUCCUUUUUAUUUUUCUUCAUGCUUCUGCUCUUGGGCCUUGACUCUCAAUUUGCUACCAUAGAAACACUUACAACCACCAUACAAGAUAUAUAUCCCCAAAUGAUGAAAAAAUUGAGAAUCCCUAUAACCCUGGGUGUGUGCAUAUUGCUCUUCUUUCUUGGUCUUAUCUGUGUUACUCAGGCAGGAAUUUACUGGGUUAACUUAAUAGAUCAUUUCUGUGCUGGAUGGGGAAUACUUAUUGCUGCUGUCCUGGAGAUAAUAGGCAUCAUCUACAUUUACGGAGGAAACAGAUUUAUCGAAGACAUUGAGAUGAUGAUUGGAAAGAAGAGCUGUUUCUUUUGGCUGUGGUGGAGAAUGUGCUGGUUUUUCCUUACUCCUGUGCUGUUAGUGGCAAUUUUGGUUUGGUCUUUGGUCACGUUUUCAACUCCCACUUACGGCUCAGUGUUAUAUCCAGCCUGGGGUACUGCUGUUGGCUGGUGUAUGAUUAUCUUCUGUGUAAUCUGGAUUCCCAUUGUCGCUGUCGUAAAACUAUUUAAAGCUGAAGGAAACAUUUGUCAGCGUAUUGUGAGCUGCUGCAGGCCCACUGCAAACUGGGGUCCCUAUCUGGAAUGUCACCGAGGUGAAAGAUACAGCCAUGUUGUAAAUCCUAAAAAGGAAAAGGAACAUGAGAUUCCUACUGUGUCUGGCUUCACAUACUUUCGUGAAUGAGAUGGCCAUUUGGAUGACAAAUUUUUAUCAUAAAUGUGUUUUUUUCUUUAACCAUUAGAAAGUGACAAUGCAAAACAACAACAAAAUCAACCGUCUGCCCUUCAAAGUUCAACCCUCAGAUGAAAGCAAGCCAUACUAUUUAUUUUUAGAGAUGUAUGUUUGAGGAGGAACACACCUCCCCAAACAAUUUGGUUGAGAGGGCAGAAAAAUGCUCUGCAGCCUCCCCAGGCUGAUGGACUGGGCAUGCUUAACCGCAUCCAACCAGUAUCCAGCUGGACUGUGCAUACUGGUGUGGAGGAGAAGAAAAACACAUUCUGGUGCUCCCCAGCCAUGUGAAAUUUAAGACGAGGUGCUGUGCUUGCAUGCACCUGUGUGCUACAGGCAGUGUGCAGUUGCUACGUUCUGCUGGGCUUUGCCCUCCAUAGUGCUCCACGGUUGGAGGUGAGCUGCAGGGGUGUGCUGCUGCUUGGCUCUGUAGCUUAGGGAAUACGAAUAGUUUUUCUCUAAACCUUACUCAAUGCUGUGAGGCUGCUCAGGAUUUGGUAUUUUCUACAGUGUGUGUUCACUUCAUCUAUGCAUCUUAAUGCUGAGUGGCAAAAAAACUUUCAUCACUGGAAAUAAGGCUAUGACAUGGUGAAAAGCAGGCUUCUUCGUCAUUAUUUUCCCUGUGCUCUACAAAUAGUCAUCUUUUUUAUGUCAUGCUUCAUUCCCAGCAUUCAUCUGUCUAUAAUUCAAAAAUUCUUUGUUUCCAACAAUCUGUAACUAGGCUCUGCAGACAGAAACAGUAACUUUUGAUUUCUGCUGUCUGCUCUCUCUACACUCAUCAAGGCUUUUUUUUAUUGUUCUCUGCAUAUUUCAUUCAGGCUGUGUUUUUUCCUUGCAAAGGAGACCAGAGUGCUUUUAAAAGGUUUGGACAGUGUUAUUAGUCUUCUGGUAGAGCCAAGAGAAGAAGAACUUUACCCCAAGUGAAGGUUAGAACUGCCUUGUAAUACCAGUAGUCCAAAAUUUGCUGAAAUCAUGAGAUUAUUGAAAAGUUAGGCUCUCUUAACCUAACCGCCCAGUUCCUAGGUAGUAGUGUAAGUCUGUGCUCCCAAAUACAAGUGAACUCCCAAUAAAGGGAAGAAAAGAUGUAUGGAAUGAAUGCAUACAUUUUGUGUGCUGAGGAAAGUCUCUCUCACUGUGAUAAUAGUUCCUUGGGAACAAUGCAACAGGGUUUCUAGCUGUCCCUUCCUCUCAGGGCUUUGUCACUGUUUCUGGACAUUGAAGGAGUGUGGAUAAUGGCUUGAUGCCCUAGCUGCAUACCUUGCUGUAUGUUUUAUAUUGAUAUUUUUGUGACAAAUCAACACUGUAUUGCAAAUAAAAUGCAAUUUUCUGUUUUUAA